AUGGAACUCAAGUUGUCUCCUGGCGAAUCACGUGGAUACUGGAAAUACCAUACUCCAAACAAGUGGUUCAGGCACGCCAAGGCGGGAGGGAAGAUCAACAAUGAAACGGCUACCCUUUUGUUUGACCCGGGAGCUGGAGUAUCAAUCAUCGACACCACCUUUGCUCGCAAGGUCGACUGUGUCAUAGAUGAGAGUCAGGAGCAAGAAUGCGUGGGUAUCGGAGAAAAUCCAUACAUGACAGAAGGCCGCACAAAGGUGAAGAUCACGCUGAAUGGCUCUUUGAUGUAA
This is a messenger RNA of Peronospora matthiolae, 288 nucleotides long. The record is from the annotation of a GenBank genome assembly. NCBI's taxonomy places the organism in Eukaryota, Oomycota, Peronosporomycetes, Peronosporales, Peronosporaceae.